Messenger RNA from Poecilia reticulata (guppy), 3320 nucleotides. Lineage: Eukaryota; Metazoa; Chordata; Actinopteri; Cyprinodontiformes; Poeciliidae. The record is from RefSeq and is a predicted model, not a curated record.
GAAGUGCAGCAGCUGAUGCAGCUUCCUCUGCCUCUCUGCUGUCUGACUGCAUUCACCUGACACUGAUAUGAAGCAGAGAAGAAGAGCCAAUCAGAGGAGGAGCAGCUGAUCUUUUUCCAGCACUAAUGAUGUAAAGGAUGAUCAGAGUUGAUGUGCAGAUGAAUGAUGUGUGUUUCCUCUGCAGGUGAAGCUAGAAAGUGUGUGUGAGCUGAUGUGAAUUAGGCAGCAUGGAUCAGUGUGAGGACAGAGAGGAGGGAGUCCCUCCCUCUAAAACCACUCUGUGUGGGGAAGAUGAGAGCCAGAGCAAAGGUCAGAGAGUGGACCAGCAGAGCUCAGAGGUUCCCAGUGGUCCAUCUGCUCAGCAUAAUCAAACACAGCUGGACUCCAUAUUUAUGCUGCUGGAGGAAAACAUUGUCACUUUUGUGAAGAACGAGCUGAAGAAGAUCCAGAAGGUUCUGAGUCCAGAUUACCCAGAAUGCCCAGAGAGUCAGAGAGAAGAUGAUGAGGUGUUGGAAGGUGAUGAUGAAGAGCAGAGGAGGAUAAGCAGAGAGGCUGUGAUGAAGAUCACACUGAACUUCCUGAGGAGGAUGAAGCAGGAGGAGCUGGCUGACCGUCUGCAGAGCAAUCAUCUUGCUGCAGUUUGUAAUCGACUUAAAUCUGGUCUGAAGAAGAAGUUCCAGUCUGUGUUUGAGGGGAUUGCUCAAGCAGGAAGUCCAACCCUUCUGAACCAGAUCUACACAGAGCUCUACAUCACAGAGGGAGGGACUGGAGAGGUCAAUGAUGAACAUGAGGUCAGACAGAUUGAAACGGCAUCCAUGAAACCACACAGACCAGAAACAACAAUCAGACAAGAAGAAAUCUUUAACGUCACACCUGGAAGACAUCAACCAAUCAGAACGUUGAUGACAAAGGGAGUGGCUGGCAUUGGGAAAACAGUCUUAACACAGAAGUUCACUYUGGACUGGGCUGAAGACAAAGCCCACCAGAACAUCCACUUCAUAUUUCCWUUCACCUUCAGAGARCUGAAUGUGCUGAGAGAGAAAAAGUUCAGCUUGGUGGAACUUGUUCAUCACUUCUUUACUGAAACCAAAGRAAUUUGCAGCUUUGAACMYUUYCAGGUUCURUUCAUCUUUGAUGGCCUGGAUGAGAGCAGACUUCCACUGGACUUCCACAACAAGGAGAUCCUGACUGAUGCUACAGAGUCCAGCUCAGUGGAUGUUCUGCUGACAAACCUCAUCAGGGGGAAACUGCUUCCCUCUGCUCUCCUCUGGAUAACCACACGACCUGCAGCAGCCAAUCAGAUCCCUCCUUGGUGUGUUGGCAUGGUGACAGAGGUCAGAGGGUUCAAUGACCCCCAGAAGGAGGAGUACUUCAGGAAGAGAUUCAGAGAUAAGCAGCAGGCCAGCAGGAUCAUCUCCCACAUGAAGACGUCACAAAGCCUCCACAUCAUGUGCCACAUCCCAGUCUUCUGCUGGAUCACUGCUACAGUUCUGGAGGAUGUGUUGGAGACCAGARAGGGAGGAGAGCUGCCCAGAACCCUGACUGAGAUGUACAUCCACUUCCUGGUGGUUCAGACCAAAGUGAAGAAGGUCAAGUAUGAUGGAGGAGCUGAAACAGAUCCACACUGGAGUCCAGAGAGCAGGAAGAUGAUCGAGUCUCUGGGAAAACUGGCUUUUGAUCAGCUGCAGAAAGGAAACCUGAUCUUCUAUGRAUCAGACYUGAMMGAGUGUGGCAUCGAUAUCASAGCAGCCUCAGKGUACUCAGGAGUGUUCACACAGAUCUUUAGAGAGGAGAGAGGGCUGUACCAGGACAAGGUGUUCUGCUUCGUCCAUCUGAGUGUUCAGGAGUUUCUGGCUGCUCUUCUUGUACAUCUGACCUUCAUCACCUCUGGGGUCAACCUGAUGGAAGAAACACAAACAUCUAAGAAGCCUUCAUUAUUUAAUAAACCAAAACUAAAGUCUCUCCAUCAGAGAGCUGUUGACUGGGCCUUAAAGAGUCCAAAUGGACACCUGGACUUAUUCCUCCGUUUCCUCCUGGGACUUUCACUGCAGACCAAUCAGAGACUCCUACAAGGUCUGUUGACACAGACAGGAAGUAGCUCAAAGACCAAUCAGGAAACGGUUCAGUACAUCAAGGAGAAGAUCAGUGAGAAUGUGUCUGCAGAGAAAAGCAUCAAUCUGUUCCACUGUCUGAAUGAACUGAAUGAUCACUCUCUAGUGGAUGAAAUCCAACAGUCUCUGAGUUCAGGAAGUCUCUCCACAGAUAAACUGUCUCCUGCUCAGUGGUCAGCUCUGGGUUUCUUCUUAGUGUCAUCAGGAAAAGAUCUGGAUGUGUUUGACCUGAAGAAAUACUCUGCUUCAGAGGAGGUUCUUCUGAGGCUGCUGCAAGUGGUUAAAUUCUCCAACAAAGCUCUACUGGGUGUCUGUAACCUCUCAGAGAGAAGCUGUGAAGCUCUGUCCUCAGUUCUCAGCUCCCGGUCUUCCAGUCUCAGAGAACUGGACCUGAGUAACAACAACCUGCAGGAUUCAGGAGUGAAGCUUCUCUCUGCUGGACUGAAGAGUCCAAACUGCAACCUGGAAACUCUCAGACUGAGUGUCUGUAACCUCUCAGAGAGAAGCUGUGAAGCUCUGUCYUCAGUUCUCAGCUCCCAGUCCUCCAGUCUCAGAGAACUGGAUCUGAGUAACAACAACCUGCAGGAUUCAGGAGUGAAGCUUCUCUCUGCUGGRCUGAAGAGUCCAAACUGCAAGCUGGAAACUCUCAGACUGAGUGUCUGUAACCUCUCAGAGAGAAGCUGUGAAGCUCUGUCCUCAGUUCUCAGCUCCCAGUCCUCCAGUCUCAGAGAACUGGACCUGAGUAWCAACAACCUGCAGGAUUCAGGAGUGAAGCUUCUCUCUGCUGGACUGAAGAGUCCAAACUGCAACCUGGAAACUCUCAGACUGAGUGACUGUAACCUCUCAGAGAGAAGCUGUGAAGCUCUGUCCUCAGUUCUCAGCUCCCAGUCCUCCAGUCUCAGAGAACUGGACCUGAGUAACAACAACCUGCAGGAUUCAGGAGUGAAGCUUCUCUCUGCUGGACUGAAGAGUCCAAACUGCAACCUGGAAACUCUCAGCUUAUCAGGCUGUUUGGUCUCAGAGGAAGGCUGUGCUUCUCUGGCCUCAGCUCUGACCUUUAACCCCUCCCAUCUGAAAGAGUUGGACCUGAGCUACAAUCAUCCAGGAGACUCAGGAGUGAAGCUGCUGUCGGCUGGACUGAAGGAUCCAGACUGGAGACUGGAAGCUCUCAGGUAUGGAGGAACUGAUGGAGGAGCAGAGAAGGUCUGA